Miscanthus lutarioriparius is the source of this 1275-nucleotide messenger RNA. Lineage: Eukaryota; Viridiplantae; Streptophyta; Magnoliopsida; Poales; Poaceae. The record is from the annotation of a GenBank genome assembly.
AUGGCACUACCUUCUGCCAUCGUUGAGGAGGGUGUGAGCACAGUGUUCUCGUACAUCUCAACCAAGGUCGAAGACAAGGCGUCCAGAGCAGACACAAUCGCAAGGCUCGAGAUUGCACUCUCUCGCUUGGAUAUUGCCCUUGAGAAGACAGGGAGGAUACCAACCACAUAUAUCUCAUUGCUACGUAGCAGGAAGGUUCUCAAGAGAGUCUAUAUGGAGGGGAUAGAACUGCUCAACAAGCACAAGCCGCAGGAUGAGAAUGAUGGCCAUGUUGUGGUAAGGAGUUCCUCUUACCUUCAACGUAUUGUCGACAGGGCUGCAAACUUCUCCAUCUCUUCUCUUGUUGGCUUGGGCAAGGAGAAAAAGUUGAGUUCCUCCGUUGCCCAAAAAUUUGAGAGGUAUGCAGACUGGGCUGAAAAGUUUGUAGCAGAGGUGGAGUCCGGCUGCCCACUCCGGCAUGACACCUUCCGCUAUCCAUUUCUUAAGCAUCUUCUUGAAGGGAAAAGUCUCAGGUGUCAAAUCGUAAAGAAUCCAAGCCAUUCCCUCAGUUUAGACCUACAACCCGUGAUUGUAGAAGGGCGUGGCGUAGAGGUCAAACUAAGUUAUGAAUAUAACGAUCUCAGGAAGCUCGAGGAACGCUUCUUUAUAAAUCUGUGGCUACGAAUCUCCGAAGACACCGAUAUCAUAGGGAUGAGUAUUAAGUGCAUCCAGCGGUUGACAUCUCAGUUCAAGCUUGUGGCUGAAUCUGCAAUAGGAGAACUCACGCUGCUGCCUAAUUUGCAGGACACUUUCCAUUCCUAUUCCUAUGAUCUUCCAUUCAGUUCCAUCAUCAAAGAAAUAAAUGGACGUUUUACAGAUUUAUUCCGCCCCUAUCCAAUAUGUUGCAAUGGAAAUAGCUGCGGAACUCUAGCUAACAAGUCUUCAAUCGAAAUUCCGGAGCCAGUUAUUCUGGUCAAAUUUGGGUGCUGUAUUUCAGCGCCCAAAAACAGCUUGCGUAACGCACCCCUGUCACUGACAGGUUUUUUUCUGCCUCAUUUUCCUUGGUACUCCAACGAAGAGAUUCGUAUUGAGUAUGGAGGCAAACAGGAAAAUAGAAGCGGUGGUAGUGUGCAACAACUGGAGGAGAUAGCAAGAUCAGAUGCGCUCGAUUAUUUGGUCCAUGAACCAGAACCCACGGAUUAUACUCUGUCGUGGGUUUCCACGCAUGGUUAUGCAGCCGUUACUCUGAAGGCCAUGCCAAGACCCAGCCGGAGGGUUUCUAAGAGAAAGCGGUAG